AUGACAUGGAUGAAUUUGGAAGAAUUAUCAUUGAGUGAUGAUAAGAGAUUGAGUUUCGACAUUGAGGAAGAAGAGAGUUCCGAACAUGAUCCCCACCUAUGUUUGGUUGGACGUUUUCUCGUUAACCGUCCUAUUCGACUUAAGGAGAUGAAGAUACGAAUGUAUGAGGUGUGGCGACCGGUGAAGGGGGUGGCGGUGAAGGAAGCGCAACCAAGAUUGUUCUUGUUUCAAUUCUUUCACAAAUUGGAUAUGGAGGAGAUACUAAAUGGCGGUCCGUGGACAUAUGACAGUCACUCUUUGGUUUUGGAAAAGUUGCGAAUAGGGGUGCCGUUGAAGGAUAUACAGUUGAACUACAUGAAUCUUUGA
Medicago truncatula (barrel medic) is the source of this 366-nucleotide messenger RNA. RefSeq lists its product as uncharacterized. The record is from RefSeq and is a predicted model, not a curated record. NCBI's taxonomy places the organism in Eukaryota, Viridiplantae, Streptophyta, Magnoliopsida, Fabales, Fabaceae. The transcript has a single exon. The coding region runs from base 1 to 366 and encodes 121 amino acids.